AUGGCCAAAUGUAGAGCCGUGGUGGCCGAGGAAAAGCAGUUUAGGGGCACAAUGUCGGCCACUCACGGGAUGAACCGCAGCGGCAUCUACAACUACUUCCUCAACAUGGUGGCCUAUCAGAUAUGCUGCUGCUGUGGACCGGCUCCCUGCUCGCUCUGCUGUGCCUUUUGUCCUCCAGUCAAGUCCUCCACCAGCACGCGGGUCAUGUACACCCUCUUCCACAUCAUGAGCUGCGCCGUCUCCUGCCUCAUGCUGUCCCGCACCGUCUCUGAACUCGUCAGGGAAAAUGUGCCUUUCUUUAACAUGGUGUGUGACCAGGCGCAUGGCGGAGGCCACUGUGAGAUGCUGGUGGGCUACUCAGCAGUCUACAGAGUCUGCUUUGGCACUUCUUGUUUCUACCUGAUGAUGGCGAUCUUCCUCAUAGACGUGAAGUCGAGUCAGGACUUCAGAGCGCUGAUUCACAACGGUUUCUGGUUCUUAAAGUUCAUCACCCUCCUCGGGAUGUGCACCGCUGCCUUCUUCAUCCCGACAGAGUCCUUCCUGCAUGCUUGGCACUAUGUUGGUGUGGUGGGAGGAUUUGCCUUCAUCCUCAUCCAACUCAUCCUCAUCACGGCUUUCGCACACACCUGGAACAAGAACUGGUUGACUGGAGCGGCAGAAAACAAGCGUUGGUACCUGGCAGUGAUGUGCGCCACCCUCUUCUUCUACACCAUCGCCACCAUGGCCUUCACCUUCAUGUACAAGUACUACACACACCCCAUCGCCUGCCACUUCAACAAGGCCCUGCUGUGGAUCAACCUGGGACUGUGCGGCCUCAUGUCCUUCAUUGCCGUCACUCCGUGCGUGAAGCAGAAGCAGCCUCGGUCCGGCCUCCUUCAGGCCUCCAUCAUCAGCUGUUACGUCAUGUACCUGACGUUCUCCGCUCUGUCCAGCCGCCCGCCAGAGAAAGUUGUGUACCAGGGCAUGAACAUGACCGUCUGUUACCCCAGUGUGGGACAAGAUGGCAUCCAGAACGAAGGCAAUGCUGUCGCCAUCAUUGGAGCUGCCAUCAUGUACUGCUGUGUCCUGUUCGCAUGUAAUGAAGCUUCCUACCUGGCAGAGGUGUUUGGUCCAUUUUGGAUGAUCAAAGUUUAUCGCUACGAGUUCCAGAAAGCAACCUGCUGCUUCUGCUGCCCUGAGGAAGAGGAAGCUGAAGAGGAGUUUGUGAUUGACGAUGAGAGCAAAGGCUGUCAGAAGGUUAUUCACAACGAGACCCAGAGGGUGGCUUACAGCUACUUCUUCUUCCAUUUCGUCUUCUUCUUGGCGUCGUUGUAUGUGAUGAUGACCCUCACUAACUGGUUCAGCUAUGAGUCAGCAGUGUUGGAGACCACCUUCACCCACGGCAGCUGGUCUACCUUCUGGGUGAAGAUGUCGUCCUGCUGGGCCUGUGUGAUCCUCUACCUCUGGCUGCUGCUGGGCCCUCUGUGCAGCUGUCAGUCUGAAUCCAGACCUCGCCGCUCACGCAUCAAACGCCGCUCAGCGUCCUCCCGCCACGUCACCGUCAGCGUCUGA
Messenger RNA from Toxotes jaculatrix (banded archerfish), 1551 nucleotides. RefSeq names its product serine incorporator 4 (gene serinc4). Lineage: Eukaryota; Metazoa; Chordata; Actinopteri; Toxotidae. The record is from RefSeq and is a predicted model, not a curated record. The coding region runs from base 1 to 1551 and encodes 516 amino acids. The transcript is spliced from 11 exons. Gene Ontology annotation, cellular component: membrane.